CAGCUGAUUACAUUUUGCACUUUUACGGCGUUAAUAUUAUUUACGUAAGUAGGUAGGUGGAAUUUUAUUCGUUGCGAAAAAUUCGAUAUUUCUCUAUCUAAUCGUCGACCGUCUGGUCGUCGUCGUUCCAACACGGUCUGUUACACUGUAGCGAUUGCUGUAAAAUUGUGCUCGUCGGUGUAUAUAUUGUGCAGACCAGUGCGAGUCUACGACAGCUCGUCGGACGACCAUUUUCUAUGACCUUUUCAAGUGUUAUUAAAUUGUAAGGAUUGCGAUUUUAAUAACUUGAACGUUCAGCAGUCUUACGGUCGUCGUCUCUAUCGUCGUUUGCGAUCCAAGCACUCGUUGUUUACGACCUAGUAGGUCCAAAACAAAUUUAAUAAGGUUAUUAAAGAUCACUUCAAUAUGGCACCCAAGUCAUUAUUGGUUAAAAAUCGAAACAAGCCUUCUAAGAAUAACAUCUUUAUUAAAAAACUUAACCAUGCUUUGGUAAUCAAUAAUAAUUUACGUAAGCGUAUUGAUGAGUUAUCGGACCAAAAUAAAGAAUUAUCAACCACUAGGAAUAACUUAUCAUUGGAGAAAUUGUCCCUGCAAACUGAAAUUAACUCUAUUAGAAAUUCUAAUGUUCAAUUGACGGCAAUGCAUAAUAUAAUGAAUAAAAAAAUUAGUGCAUUAGAACAAACUAUUCAAAGCUGUAUACCUGCAUUGGUAACUAUGUCGCAAUGUAUCCCAUCUAUGUUAGAAAGUGUACACGAAAUGAGUAAGUUUGAGAUCAAAGACUUUAACAAGGAAAAGAAAGAAAAACAGACUAAAACUGUUAGACCUAUGAUUAAUGGUCACACCAUCACUCAACCAGCUAUUAGAAUAAGGAGAUGUGAUAUUAUGAUGUCACCUAUCAUUGAAAGUCCUAUUACUGAACAACCCCGGCGUAGUACUGAACAACCGCGGCAUGGUACUGAACAACCACGGAAUAGUAUUGAACAACCACGGCAUAGUAUUGAACAACCACGGAAUAGUAUUGAACAACCACGGCAUAGUACUGAACAACCGCGGCAUAGUACUGAACAACCGCGGCAUAGUACUGAACAACCACAGAAUAGUACUGAACAACCCAGACGUAGUGCUGAACAACCGCGGCGUAGUACUGAACAACCGCGGCGCAGUACUGAACAAACUCCAAAAAGACCAAGAAAAGCAAGUUAUAGAAGCUCACCACAAUGCAAACUUAAUAUGGAACCAUAUGUAAGAUUAAAAGAUGUUGCAGCCAUGUUAAAAAACUCCAAAGCUGUUCCUAAUGAAGAAGGACCUCAACGUCGAUUAAAUGAAAAUUUAGGUGAAGGUCCUAGUUGGUUGCAUACUCCAGAAAAUCAAACACAAAAUUCUAACAAUACUACUAAUGCAAUACAGAAUGUUCAAAGUUCUUCUAGAUCAACGACAGUCAAUGAAGUUCAGGCUGAUGUUUCAACAAUUGCUUCUACUUCAAGUGGUAUUACGGAUAAUACAUUUGAUGGAACUGGAGAACGCCGCAGUAACUUAAUAUCUACUAUUGAUUCGAGUAUGAUGAGAAACGUAACAUGUCGAAAACGUACUAAACGAUCAAGUGAAUCAAGCAGUGCAUCAGAUAUUGAUGAUUCAACUUCUUCAUCAAGACCUAGUAGAUCUGCAACAAAAAAUAUCAACUAUAAAGAAAAGGGCCUGGGCGGUAAACUCAGAAGAUAAUUAUUUUAAGUAUCAUAAAACUUAAAAAGAAAUGUUUAUGAUAUUUAAUUGUGUAUAUUAUAUGUAAUUUUUUGUUAUAAAAACAGAUAUUUUCAAACUAAUUAUGUUAUGGUAUAUGUUUAAAUGUUAGCUUUAUAAUAUGUAUAUUUUAUUUUACUAAAAUAAGUUAAUAUAAUAUAAAUCAGUUUUACAGAUAUUAAAUGAAUUCUAGUAGUUCAGAACAUAUUUAUAUGUUUAAAGUAUCAUAAAACUGAUUAAGCAAUUGUGUGUAUUAAACUUAUAACCCACUAUUAUAUGUAAUGUUUAAUAUUAAGUAAAAUUAGUAAACAGUAGUUUUUUUUUUUUUUAUUUAUUAUGAUUUACCUAUAUUUCAUUAGUAAAUAUAAUAUAAAUCAGGAUUACAAAUAUUAAGUGAAUUCUAAUAGUUUGCAGUAAAAAAUAUCAACUAUAGGGAAAAAGGCUUUGAUAGUAAAUUCAGAAAAUAAUAUAUGUAUUCAAAGUAUCAUAAGACCUAUUAAGAAAUUGUAUAUAGUAUUUAAUUGUAUGUAUUACACUAUUAUAUUAUUAAUUAACUUUUCAUAAUUCGUUAACAAAAGUUUUAUUUUUACUUAUUAUGAUUUAUUCUAUGUUUUAAUUGUAAACUAAAUACCUACCUAUUAAGUGUAUUUUAUUUUAUUAAAAUAUGUUAAUAUGAUUCA
This is a messenger RNA of Acyrthosiphon pisum (pea aphid), 2417 nucleotides long. RefSeq lists its product as uncharacterized. Gene Ontology annotation, cellular component: nucleus; chromosome, centromeric region. Gene Ontology annotation, biological process: meiotic chromosome segregation. Lineage: Eukaryota; Metazoa; Arthropoda; Insecta; Hemiptera; Aphididae. The record is from RefSeq and is a predicted model, not a curated record. Bases 406 to 1719 code for a protein of 437 amino acids. The transcript has 2 exons.